CUCCCAAUUAUCAUAUCAAUUCACACUGAAAUCAAACCAAAAAUGGAAACAAUAUUAAUAGUUUUAUGUUUCCUCUCAUUCCUGUUACUCUCCCCAAUAGCAUUGUCAGAGAAAUGCAACCCACAAGACAAAAAAGCGCUACUACGAAUAAAGAAAGAACUCAACAACCCUUACGUUCUAGCUUCAUGGGACCCACACACUGAUUGUUGUGAAUGGUAUUGCAUCGAAUGCGAUGAAAAAACGCACCGUAUCACUGCCCUCACCAUUCAAUCCUCUGUCCCAGACACCAAUCUUUCUGGCCAUAUUCCACCUUCAGUCGGUGACCUUCCUUAUCUUGAGAAUCUCGAAUUUCACAAGUUUCCCAGACUCACAGGCCCAAUCCAGCCCACAAUCGCCAAACUAACUAAUCUUAAAUAUCUUUUAAUCACAUGGACCAAUGUUUCAGGCCCAAUACCAUCUUUCUUGUCCCAACUUAAAAACCUCCAACUUCUUCACCUUUCCUUCAACAACUUAACCGGCCCAAUACCCCCUUCACUUUCCCAGCUGUCCAACCUCCUGUCCUUAAAAUUGGACCGAAAUAAACUAACCGGCCCAAUCCCAGACUCAUUCGGUUCUUUCAAAAAGCCCGGCCCAGACAUCAUCUUAUCUCACAACCAACUUUCGGGGCCCAUUCCGGCUUCAUUGGGCCAACUAGACCCAGAAAGAAUAGAUUUCUCGAGGAACAAGCUUGAAGGUGAUGCUUCGAUGCUUUUCGGGAGCAAGAAAAGGACGCAGAUACUUGACGUUUCAAGGAACUUGUUGUCGUUUGAUUUUUCGAAAGUGGAUUUUCCGAAACAGAGUUUGAUAUGGUUGGAUCUGAAUCAUAAUAAGAUUUAUGGGAAUAUUCCAGUGGCAUUGACUAAAGUUGAAAAUUUGCAGCAGUUUAAUGUGAGUUAUAAUAGCUUGUGUGGUAAGAUACCGCAGGGUGGUGAAUUGCAGAAAAGGUUUGAUGAGUAUGCUUAUUUUCACAACAAGUGUUUGUGUGGGCCACCACUUCCGCCUUGCAAGUGAAUUUUCUGAAGGCUUGCUAUGCUACCUUAAUCAGAUUAUUCUAAAUUUCCAAUAAAUAUUGUCUUUUUCGUAAUGUUUGUAGUUUUAUUUUAACGAGCCAUUGUGUUUUUUUUCUCUCUUAAACCUAUGUACUCAAGAUUAAAACUAUUAAUCUCAAAUCUCAAUCUAGGUUGAGAAAGUAAGAGGUACAUAAAUUUUAGUUUAAAUUGUGUUCUUUCGAAUAAAUUUUCAUCAAUUAAAGUUAUUAAUUACUUAAGUUCAAC
Molecule: messenger RNA, 1313 nt
Organism: Cicer arietinum (chickpea)
Lineage: Eukaryota; Viridiplantae; Streptophyta; Magnoliopsida; Fabales; Fabaceae
Product: polygalacturonase inhibitor-like
Molecular function (GO): protein binding
Source: RefSeq, a predicted model, not a curated record